UUCUAAUUCUUCUCUGUCAUUUAAGAGGCUUUCAAGGUGCACUGUACAUCCCAGACCAGCUCUUACUCAUAGAGGAAAUCUGAUCUGCUGCAGCACGGAAAUAUCAGCGGUGACCACGGCGAGACAAAUUCCUUAGGGAGCUGCCUGUUCUUAAGCCAAGUGUUCAUGAUAACAUCCAGCUGGCUUAUACAGAUCAACAACCCCCUUGUGAAUAAUGGUUAAAAACGUAACCCACCUGGAUGUUGAAACGCUGGCAAUGCUCCAGAAUAAAGCUAUCUCCAUCACCCUCCCAGUUGUGUAUACACUGGUAGCUAUCAUCAGUAUCCCUGGCAACUUGUUCUCCCUUUGGGUGCUCUGCUUGCACAUCAAACCCAAAACACCUUCUGUUAUCUUCAUGAUCAACCUAAGCAUCACGGAUCUCAUGCUGGUCAGCUGCUUUCCCUUCCAGAUUUCUUAUCACAUCCACAACAAUCACUGGAGCUUUGGCAAGACACUUUGCAGCCUUGUGACUGUGAUGUUCUACUCCAACAUGUAUUCUUCCAUACUGACCAUGACUUGUAUCAGCAUUGAGCGGUACAUGGGUGUGGUAUAUCCCAUGAAGUUGAUCAAGUGGAGAAGAAAAAGAUAUGCCCUCGCUGCCUGCCUAGGCAUGUGGAUUUUAUUGCUACUAGCCUUCUACCCACUCGAAAGCACAGAUCUGACCUACGAAGUGAAAGAAUUGGGGAUUAUAACCUGUUUUGAUGUCCUCAAAUGGAAUAUGCUGCCCAACUUUGCAGCCUGGGUAGUCUUUCUCCUCACGUUAUUUGUCGUGCUCUUCCUGAUCCCUUUUGUUGUAACAGUUGUAUGCUAUAUUGGCACCAUUCGGAAGCUUAUUCAGACGUCAAACAGAUACGGUAACAGGCAGAAGACUAGAUCCAUAUACCUGGCGGUCAUAGUCCUUUUGGUAUUCAUCACUUGCUUCGCCCCCAAUAACUUUAUCCUACUUGCGCAUAUGAUCGUCCGCCUAUUUUAUGACAGGAGUUUGUACCAUGCCUACAAGCUCACCUUGUGCCUCAGUUGCCUCAACAACUGCAUAGAUCCCUUCAUUUACUAUUUUGCAUCCAAAGAAUUUUACCAGAAAUUCAUGCAAGUGUUUCGCCCUAAGGUACUGCUCAGCGACAGUUUGGAAACCAGAAGGGAAAGCUUAUUCUCUGGCAGGACCAUGUCAGCCAGGUCGAUGUCAAGCGGACCUAUGGAUGGGUUAGAGGGAGUAAAGGUCUAUUUGCAAAGGCAGGAAAGUGUUUUUUAGCCUCAGACAUCCCCAGAAGAAAGGCACCUGUGAGAUCCACAAGUAGACACAGAAUACAUUUCUUCUUGAAUGGCUACCCUCAAAAUACCUUGCUCCAGUGACAGAACUCAAGCCAUACUUACAUUGCGCAUCCUCCUUCCAUAUUUUCUAGUAAGAAAUGGAAGCAUUAAAGAACUGAGUUUAUUCAAGAAGGCACUGAAGCAAACCCAAUGCUGAUAAUUAGGGGGUGACCUGGAAUUAGUCCUACUGCUUGAAACCAAGGGGUGAGUUUAAAAUAAAAACUCCUUUCAGGUUGUAUGAUCUCAGUGUGUAAGCAAAGGCUUUUGUUUCUCAGUGAAUGUGAAAUAUUACUGUAUAUGAAUUAGAACAUAAACUGAGUUUGGAUAUGGGGUAAGGGGAGUUAUUUUUUCUAAGAAAUGUGCUGGGGUUUUUGUUUGUUUGUCUUUUUUUUUUAAUGUAGUGCUUUCUCCUUUGUUGUAUUCCUAUAAAAGACUGAGUAGCGAUAGCCUCUCAUUUUACUAUUAAUGCAUAAUGCACAGCCACUGUGAAUUCACCACAACACUCACCCAGCUUUUUAUCAGAACCAAACCACACUAACCUUUGAAAAGGUUAGGUUGACUCAUAUUAUUUAUUUCCAUUUUUUAUAGCUAAAUAUCUCAUACAGUGAAAGAAAAGCUAGAACUUACAACGUUUGAAACUACUUCAGCUGCUGAGUGGAUUAUAUUUUCAUUUCUUGAAGUUAUUAAUUUCUCAGGACAGUGGGGAGCAGUUGAUCUAAGAUAAAUUUUCUCACAUCGACCUACUACAGUAAUAAUGCUGCUGCUCAUAUGUGAUUGGUAUCAACAAGUCAUUUUCAGCAAUUCACUAUAGGCUAUAUGCAGAAGCACCACCCCCCUCAGCAGAGAAUUUAGCUUUACAUAGUGCACGGACAGUGAGUUUACCUUUCUUAUGGCAGUGGCGUGGAUUAUUAACCAGAUUUUCAGCUGGGUAUCUGAGAAUUCAACCACAGAUGGGAGUGGUUCUGUGGCAGCAGAAACCAGCUGAAAACCUGUCCCUAUGGCCAGGUGUCAGAAACAUACUUCUUUCAAGCGGGCAAACAGAAGAAGAAAAAAUGAAAUCAAGUCUUGAGAAUGGGAGAUGUACCAAAUACCCUGGAAAUAGGUUACAGCAGGUUGAUUGGGCAGUUUUGUGUUUGGGACUCCUCUCUGAAAUAUCCUCCAGCUUGUUUGCAUAUACUGUGGCAUGUUUCAAUUAUUCUCACAUCUCAAAAACUGCUUGUGUGCUUGGAAAGACAACUGCUACAGAACAGGUACUGGGGCCAGACAAAGGCAAAGUUUUUUCCUGUAGUAUUUUCAGCUUUUUACCUGCCUUUGGCCCUCACUGAAGGUGAAGAGCCAAAAAACCACCUGACAGAGCCAGACAAGUUUCCCCUCGCAAGCGAAACAAAGCCUUAUGGUAUCCUUUUGCUGCACUGCGACUCCAUCCUACGCUGAGUAGGAGGCUGGUUUCAACAUCGUGGAUAGUUGGCCCAGGCACCACAUGCUAGGGCCACCUUGCGCAGACCUAUACUGAUUUCUGAGCGCCUGUGCCUAAGUAAAAGACAACACUCACAGGCCUUAAAAUAUACCUUUUUUCUUUGUGUAUGACAUGAUUAAAACACGAUUUUCCACCACUAAUCACAUUAAUUUCUUCACGAUAGAAGCUGGAUAACCACAAAAUUAACUGUGAGAUAUUUGUAUGUCCUUAUCUUCUGCUAAAGCAUCAUCAGUUAUUGGAGCAGGAUAAAUGUGAGUGGACCUGGUACUACCUGUCAAAAGCCACCUGAGUGUUUUGUGGCAUUUCACAGUGUCAGUUUGAAUUGUCCUGCACAUGCAUGUAACCCAUCCAAACCUUCCCAUCAAUUUUCCUGGAAGCUACCCUGCACUACCAGCCUGUGUGCUGGGUGAGGAUGGGCAGUGAGAUGGGCUUGCUACUUUAAAUCACCUUGCAUGUGCUGAAAGAGAGGAGCCCAUUGAAUAUGUUCCUGUGUGAAUCUGGGGCUCUGAGUCCCUGUUCAGCUCUAGCACACCCUCCAAAAUGCCUGCUGGUGCCAGGACCUCCAAAGAAAGAAUGAUGGCUCUUCCUAAGCCAUCCCUCAUCCGUCAGGCAGAACUUCAGUUAGUUUACUUAUGUUUUGCAAACCUUUGUAUUAAUUUAGCAGUGUGUGGUUUCACCUUGCUGUUCAAGUCCCUUCACCAUCCACUUUCACAGAAUUCCAGCCUUCUCACUACCAAAACUGUUUUCAGCCUUUUGCUGUGGCAGAAACCUUUUUUGAGGUUAUACUGAAAUCUCUGUCCUUUUUUUUUUCUUAACAUGCAAGCAUUUUUACAAUGAAAACCUUCUCCUACGUUCUCCUCUAAUGCAGAUUCUCACUGUUUUAUCUUGAACCUGAUCCUCAAGCACUUAGUCCCUCCUAAAAUGUGCUACAAUGUGCCUGAACUGUAACUGACACCAAACAGAGCCAAAAGCCCAGAAACUUUGCACUUUGGACAUCAGCUUCUGUAUUUUAAAAAUUGCUGAGUUUCUCCUUUUGCAAGAGAAAAGAUGCUCACAACUUACUGAAAAUGUUCUUCUCUCCAGCCUCACACAGCUCUUCAUAGCCCUUCAUUCCUUUUCUGACAUUGUCUAAAAAGGAACAGGAAGGAUGCCUCCUUUGGGUACUUCUUCAUGCCAUUUUACUACCUAGCCUCUAGUUAGCUCAGAUUAGGGAAAAUUCCCAUUUGGGUCAGCAUGAUUGUUCCUUGAGAAAGGAGUACAGAAAAGAACCCAACAACUGCAAUCUUUUGAGGCUGAUGGUGUAUACUGUGAAG
Egretta garzetta (little egret) is the source of this 4137-nucleotide messenger RNA. It is a transcript of the gene P2RY8, whose product is annotated as P2Y receptor family member 8. NCBI's taxonomy places the organism in Eukaryota, Metazoa, Chordata, Aves, Pelecaniformes, Ardeidae. The record is from RefSeq and is a predicted model, not a curated record. Gene Ontology annotation, biological process: positive regulation of Rho protein signal transduction; thrombin-activated receptor signaling pathway; phospholipase C-activating G protein-coupled receptor signaling pathway. Bases 215 to 1288 code for a protein of 357 amino acids. Gene Ontology annotation, cellular component: membrane. Gene Ontology annotation, molecular function: thrombin-activated receptor activity; G protein-coupled purinergic nucleotide receptor activity. The transcript has 3 exons.